Beta vulgaris subsp. vulgaris (sugar beet) is the source of this 2887-nucleotide messenger RNA. Its product is annotated as ankyrin repeat-containing protein ITN1. The record is from RefSeq and is a predicted model, not a curated record. The transcript is spliced from 5 exons. Gene Ontology annotation, molecular function: protein binding. The coding region runs from base 467 to 2554 and encodes 695 amino acids. NCBI's taxonomy places the organism in Eukaryota, Viridiplantae, Streptophyta, Magnoliopsida, Caryophyllales, Amaranthaceae.
CAACAUUCAAAUCACGUACUCCGUGAAGAUUGGAUUAUGUAAACUGUGUUCUUUAACUAUAUGCAAUAAAUGUACUGUUACACUUGAAACAAACAACAAAUUGAAAGUAGAAAAGUCUGAGAGAUUAUAAGCAAUGGAAAAUGGUGUAGAUGGGGCAGUAGAAAUGGACAAGGAGCUCUAUGUUGCCGCCACAAAUGGUGAUCUAAAGUUCGUUGAAGGUGAAGCUCAGAGCGAUGAAUAUCUAUGUAGGAAAACCCAUGAAAAUAACGUCAAGAUGGCCAGAUUCUUGUUAAAGAAGGAUUCUUACUUGGCUUAUAUCCUCAACGACUCAAAGGAAGCACCUCUUCAUCUUGCAAUCAAACACCAUGUUAAUUAUUUUGAGAGCGAAUCAAUAAUUGUCGGAGUUGAAAAGCCAAUCGACGAGGGAUGAGCAGGUUUGGCAACAAAAUAUGUAAACGGAGAAGAUAUGUCAAGUAUGAUAAAUUUUCUGAUAGAGAAAGGAAGAUGUGUAACAUGUUGGCCUGAUGCAAAUGGUUCAACUCCUCUUCAUAGAGCAGCAUCACUCAGCACACCUUAUAAUCUGGGGGUUGUAAGAACCAUGCUUCAGCAUUGGCCACAAUCCGCAGAGGUCUGUGAUGCAUCUGGUAACACCAUCUUACACCUUCUGGUAUGUAGGAUGCCCAACUACCAAGAAGGUAAAAACUUGCUCAAAUUUAAAGAUAUAUACACCCUUAGGAAUUAUCAGAACCAACAAGGAAAUACACCAUUACACAUCGCUGCGAGGAAUAUGGACAUCAUCAUGGUGCGGGUUCUGUUGGAAUCCUCAACCAAACUCUGCAUUAAAAACAUGGAAGGCAUCUCAGCAGCAUCUUUGAUUCAACAUCAUAAUCUGCUUGAGAUGCUAAGGAAACGAAAAAUGACAUGGGACGAAUGUGAAGCAGCAGAAAUAGCAAACAUAACAUUUCUACGAAAAAGAAUGAGUAUCUUAGGAGUGGAAUUUUUACUGUCACAAGAUUCUGAGAGAAGGAAUAUCCUUCACAGAUUAUUGCACAUAAAGGAUGAUAGCCGCAUAUUAAAAGACGACUUUAUAGAUUUUGUCGAACAAGUUAUUAGUAGCUUUUCGGAACUUGUUUUUCAAACCGACCUUAACCAAGAUACUCCAGUUCAUGUACUUAUGCGAAAUGAUCCUACUACACCAGUUCAAAUUUAUUCGUAUAACAACCAACACAAUAUCUUAUCUUCCCCAUUGUCCGAAUCUGGCAUUUUGCCCGUGUUACUGGAGCUAUGCAAUCAAGGUAUCCUCAUUCAACAACGGGAUCAGGCUAGCCUUAAGGGAACUUGUUACGACCCCCCAUGGUUGGUGCAAAAUGUAAAAGGCAAUACGCCACUCCACGAAGCACUCAUUGCCAAUAAUAACGGAUUGCUGAAAAGAUUGCUAAGGUACGACCAAAGGUCAGCUCAUUUAAUCAAUAAAUGUGAUGAGACACCCCUUCACCUGCUUGCUGGAUGUCCCCUGUACGUGGAGUCACUCAAGAAAGAAGACAUAAAGUUAAUGGUAAAGGUAAAUAUUGAAGCGGCAUGUUCGAUUGACAAGGAGGGCCUCACCCCCUUACUGAGAGCAUUUCAAACUGGCAACCUGUCUACAGCUGCAAUACUAUGCACAGUUUCUUCAGAAGCGGCACAAACUCCUGACGCUAAGGGUCGCACAUUUUGGCACCUGGUCAUAAAUCAUCCAUCUGGAUACUAUUUCUUCCGCCUCCUUCGUGAUGAGGCUUUGAGAAAUCUAUUGAAGCUAAAGGACAAAAAUGGAAACACGCCGCUGCAUUUGGCAAUUGAAGGUAACCGAUUUGACCUUGUACAAGUUUUCUUUGAAACUUGGGAACUUGAACGCAAGUCGUCAUCAGAGGUUAAAUGGCUAGUAGAUCUUCUACAAUUACAAAACAAGGCUGGUAAAACCCCUGGCGAUCUAAUAGGAGAAUCAUCAUGUCUACCUCCCAAAAUAGAAAGAAGCAUUGAGGAUAAACAUGAAUUGAUAGGCGUUCGAAGUAUGUGGGGCAUUCCUACAACCGAGACGAAAACCUACGUGAACACGAUGGGUAUAAUAGCAGCUCUUCUAACGACCAUAACCUUCACAGCAGCAUUUACUGUUCCUGGUGGACUCAUUCAAGAUAAGGGGACACCAAUUUUGAUAGGACGAGCAGCGUUUCAGGUUUUUAUGAUCUCAGAUGUUUUAGCAAUGUCCUUAUCAAUGAUGGUAUUAUUUUGUCUCCUGUGGAUCAUGGCUACUGGCAACAGUAAAAAUUCCGUCGUCAUAUUGGAUUUUAGCAUAUCACUGCUCUUAGCAUCAUUCUAUGCCACUAUUAUGACUUUCAUGACGGGUCUUUAUGCGACAUUAUUCUCUGUUAAACCUUGGAUUGCUAUCGUCACUUUGGUUCUCUGCUCUCUGCUCUCUGCUCAUGCUUCUAAUCCACAAAUAUAUCGUCAUCAAGUUGCUUAUUCCUUUCAGAAAAGCUACAGUUAUUUUUGUUACCAUGUUUUGGCGCUCCACUGCUAAAUUUUGUUUAAGAAUCUCUAGUUGUUUUGAAACUAAAUCUUGUACAAGAAUUUUUGGUUGUUGUAGUUGUUGUUGUAAACGAAACCCAUGCUCGUGCUUCAGAACAUACUCAACUAGGGAAACACAACAAGUGGCCGACGCACUCGUCUAAAUCCCCUCAUUCAUGUGACAUAAGGUUAGAAGUUGUACAUGUGCCUACUCUUCAAUAGUGGUCAUAAAUGUUUUUUUUUUUUUCCUUUGUAAUUUUCAAUAUCUGUCCUAUUGUUUAGUUACUUCAAAUUUGUAUCCAGAUUAAUUUUUGAGGUGCAUCCAUUAUUUUGUUUUAGGCUCUUA